GUGAAUCCAUGGAAAGGGAAAGUAAGCUGUAAUUUGUGAUUUUGUGAUUCAUCCCCAUUUUUACAAUCUUUUAAAUUUUGUGCUUGUUUGUUUUGCUAACCUCACUUUUGGAUGAAUGUGAACGAAGUGGAGUUUCACAAUUUUUUUAGUUUGUGGGCGUUUUUCUCCCAUUUUUCCGUGGGUGAGUGGAGUGCAGAGCCUCCAAGAUGCCUCCAAUCAAGCUCGCAUCUAAUAAUGCUGAGAUGAGCGAUAAUGAGAUGUCUGGCAACGAUUCUGAGCACUCGAACUCCAGCCCAGAGAAUGAUAUGCCCCAUGGAGACUCCACAGAAGACGAGCCCGAUUCUGACGAUAGCUCGGACAUGGAUGAAGGCGAGUGCGAGACAAGACGCAACGCUUUGCUGCAACACGUUCAAGAUUUGGAAAGUCAAUUUGGACUGUUACGGGAACAGCUGUACAGGGAAAGAUUAUCUCAGGUGGAGCUGCAACUGUCCGAGGUGAAAUCCGGUAAAUCUCCGGACUAUCUGCGCGCUCUGGCUGAGCUGCAAGAGAAUAUGCGCGUGCGCAUUGAGGUGGCCGGCGUUUUGAGACAACUCAGGCUGCAGGGCAUCAAGAACAUGUAUGAGGCUGAAGAACAGGCAGCGCUGCAGAAUUUUGAAAGCGAAAAAAGCCUGGCGUGUGAUUACUACUAUAGUGAACUGAUGGAGACGAUUCGUAGGUUGGAAGAGGACAGACAUAACAGUGAGAUCAGUUGGGGGGAAGGAGGAGAAUGGUGCUCAAGGUCGAGAUCUAGAUCUAGAAGAAAAGCAGUUACUGUAUCCGGUCCGUACAUUGUAUAUAUGCUCAAGCCUCAGGAUAUUAUGGAAGAUUGGACAGUAAUCAGGAAGGCUCUGAACCGGACAUCCUGACAGAUUAGUUUUUAGGUUAUUGGUUUGGUAAUCCGUGACUAUUUCACAUGGCGAAUUGCAAAAUAUUAUAGCAUACAUAUAAAGUUUGUUUUGCGAGUAUGUCUCGGGUAGAUGUUACUCCAAAGCUUUUGGUACCUGGCAACUAAAUUUUAAUUGUUGAAGUCCAGUGUGACUCUGCUUGAAAAUAGUCCAACCUAGCAACAACUAGAUGUAAAAUAGUACAUAAGUAUCAUGCUUAUGUGUAAACUAUUUAAGAAUGAAUAGGAGAAAUUGUAUGACAUUUAUAUUGUCUUCCCAUUAAAUGGUUUGUGUUAAACGUCAUAUUUGAGGAUGCAUGAUUGUAAUGAAUGAUUCCUCAUAAGGGGAAAAUUGUUAUAUGAUUUUAAAAAGUAAAUGUGAAUAUAUUAUUUAUGAUAU
This is a messenger RNA of Acanthoscelides obtectus, 1322 nucleotides long. NCBI's taxonomy places the organism in Eukaryota, Metazoa, Arthropoda, Insecta, Coleoptera, Chrysomelidae. The record is from the annotation of a GenBank genome assembly.